AUGGAUCGCAGCAACAAACCAUCCUCGAUUGGCGUCGGAGCCUCGAUUCCUCAGCCAAGUGUCAAUGUCAAUGAAAGUACUGUCGAAGCAAUCCUUCCCACGGGAGAGUCUGUUUCAGUGCAUCUGUAUGGAGCUACCGUCACUUCGUGGAAGCUCGCCACCGGAGAAGAGCAGCUUUUCGUCAGCUCCAAGGCGAUCUUGGAUGGAUCUAAAGCUAUCCGUGGGGGUAUCCCAGUUGUAUUCCCGGUAUUCGGUCCCCCGCCGCCGAACCAUGCGACUUCCAACCUGCCCCAGCACGGAUUCGCUCGAUCUCAGACCUGGGAGUUUCUCGGAAAAUCGUCCUCCGAAUCACUUGGGUCCAAGGGUGCCAAAGCAGACUCUGCAGUGAAGCUAGACUUUGGACUGUCUUCGAGCAUCAUCACCGAGGAUGCUCGCAAAGCGUGGCCAUAUGAAUUUGGACUCGUCUACAGCGUCAUCCUUAGUUCCGAGAGUUUAGAAACAUCUCUACAUGUGCAGAACAAAGGAUCUCAGCCGUUUGAUUUCCAUGUGCUGCUGCACAAUUAUUUCAAAGUUCCGGACGUCUCCAAAAUCAGAGUCAAGAACCUCCAGAACAAGACCUAUACAGACAAGGUGGAUAACAAGCAGGAAAAACAGGAAACUUCUGACGCGAUAGCCAUCACUGGCGAGACUGAUCGUGUCUAUGUGGAUGUUGACCCCACUGCUCCGGUCAGCGUUGUAGAGGACGACAAAACCCUCUUUUCAAUCACACGUGAAGGCCUCAACACCGUCACAGUUUGGAAUCCCUGGACGGAAAAGGCCAAGGGCAUGAGUGACUUUGGCGACGAGGAGUACAAGGGUAUGGUUUGCGUGGAGCCUGGCGCAGUCAAGAGCUGGCAGGUUCUGGAGGGAGGCGAUACUUGGGAGGGAAGCCAGACAAUCCGUCCCAGACUGUAA
Molecule: messenger RNA, 954 nt
Organism: Talaromyces rugulosus
Lineage: Eukaryota; Fungi; Ascomycota; Eurotiomycetes; Eurotiales; Trichocomaceae
Exons: 3
Coding region: 1-954 (317 amino acids)
Biological process (GO): carbohydrate metabolic process
Molecular function (GO): isomerase activity; carbohydrate binding
Source: RefSeq, a predicted model, not a curated record